AUAAGAGAGAGGUUCAGGAUAAGAUUGAUUUUUGUUCUAUAAAUAAAUAGUGGCAAAUACUGUGAAAAACAUUGACCACGGAGCUCCACCAAAAGAAGAAGAAGAAACAAAGAACCCUAAACCCAAUGGAGGAAGAGAAGAAGAAGAAGAAGAAGAAGAAGAAGAAGAAGAAGAAGAAGAAGAAGAGAAAGUUUCUGGUUCUCGCAGAGUCGGAGCAAAGCAGCAAGGAAAAUAUUCCCUACAGUAGUAGGAGUGGUGGUGAUGAUGCGAUGGACAAAUUGGGAGAUGAUAUGAUAGUAUUGAUUCUGUCCAAAUUGACAAUUGCGGAUGCCGUGAAGACAAGUGUGCUGGGUCGCAGAUGGCGCGACCUGUGGAGGCGCGCUUCCUCCGAUUUUGUGUUUGAUCUCACAAACUCCUCUGAAGGAAUAGCUGUAAUGAAAAAUAACCCAACACUGAUCCAAACAAUGAAGCAGUUGAUGGAAUGGCAACAGAAAGACCAACCCAAUUCCCAAAUAGACAAGGGUAUGCUUGGGUUCUACUUCAAUUACGAAACUGUUUGGGGUCGACGUUAUGAUGAAGAUGAUGUGGUGCACGUUAUCCAGGAUUGGAUUCGUUUUGCCAUUCAAAAGAAAGCCCGCGUUCUGUCGCUGUCUGCCACUCCAUCUCUUGUUUUCGAUCUCAAUUACGAACCCUCCUCUUCUCCCCCAGAACGCGGCUCGUUCUUCAUCUCAUUCCCACCCCAGUUGAUCACAGCUAAUCCCAACAACGGCUGUUGUUUUGGUUCGCUGACAUCCUUAACCUUGGUCAACUGUUACUUGAGAGAUGAUGCCAUGGAAUGUGUCUUGUCCAACUCCCCGCUUCUUCAAGAGUUGCGUCUUAGUGGAACAUGUUUGACGAAUCUCAGAAUUGUUCAUAAUUCAUGCCUCAAGGUGUUGAGCAUCCGCAUUUCCCCACGGGGGCGCAUAUUUUACGCCGUGAAGAUUUCGGCUCCAAAACUCGAGUCUUUCGAGUACCUCACCCACGAUUUUCCUUCCUUUCACUUCGGCAUUCGCUUUGAGAAUGUGCCCCUCCUCUCCAAACUCUCAAUGGGGGCUGUCUAUCUCAAUUCUUUCACUUAUGACACGGACAAGCAUCGUUCCUACUCCAACCAACUCCAACACCUCGUCAUUCAUUGCUCUUGUGUCCAGGAUCAUAGCUUCACUGUGUUGCAUAGAAAAUGUGCCGAUUUUCCAAGGUUAAAAAGUCUCAAACACUUGAAACUGGUGAUUUAUACCCUACCUGGUGCCAGUCUCCUCUACUAUGUUGCCUGCAUUGGGCAGUGCCCUUUCGUGUCCGACUUGUCCGUUCAGUUCCUUGACGAGGAUGUACAACGGUACAACGAAAACAAGGAAAAUAAUCAUCCAUACAGUCACUGUACUAGUGGUGAUGUGAUGGACAAAUUGGGAGAUGAUGUAAUAGUGUCGAUUCUGUCCAAUUUGAAAAUUGCGGAAGCAGUGAGGACUAGCGUGCUGGGUCGCAGAUGUCGUUACUUAUGGAGAUUGGGUUCCCCGCAAUUUGUAUUUGAACUUACAAAUAAUAAUUCCGGAAGAGCAGAAAAUAAUCCAAAAGUGAUGCAAGCAAUGAAGCAGUUGAUGGAAUGGCAAUUGUAUCACCAACCAAAUUCCCAAAUAGAUCAUUGCAUCCUUGCGUUCUACUUCAAUUGCGAUGUUUGGGGUCGUGUUCAACAAGAUGAUUUGGUCUUCCUUAUCCAGAAUUGCAUUCGUUUUGCCAUUCAAAAGAAAUCCCGAAUUCUAGCACUGCUUGGCAUUCCUGCUUUUAAUCGCAAUUACGUAAACCCACCCUUCCAAGACUGCAAAUUCUUCAUCUCGCGCCAGUUGAUCACUGCUGCUGGCGCAGGCGCCGGUGGCUGUUGUUUUGGUUCCCUAACAUGCUUAGUCUUGGCCAGCUGUGACAUGGAAGAUGAUGCCAUGGAUUGUUUCUUGUCCAAUUCUCCACUUCUUCAAGAUUUCCGUCUCAUGUAUGGUGGAAGACGUUUGAGGAAUCUCAACAUUGUCAAUAAUCCAUGUCUCAAGGUGUUGAGCCUCCGCACUUCUCCAGGGUUGCCGAUAUUUAACACCUUGAAGAUUUCUGCUCCAAAACUCGAGUUUUUCGAGUACCUCACCCACGAUUGUAGCGACUUUCAACACCACGUUCGCUUUGACAAUGUGCCCCUCCUCUCCAAUCUCGCAAUGGGGGCUUCUCAUCUCAGGUCUUUCACUUAUGAGACACACCUGCAUCGUCCCUACUCCAACCAACCCCAGCGCAUCGUCAUGCACUGUAAUCGUCUUCAGGAUUAUAACUUCACCGUGCGGCAUAGUAGAUGUCCAACUUUUCCUAGGUUAAAAAGUCUCAAACACUUGGAACUGGUGAUCAAUACCCUACCUGGUGCCAGUCUCCUCUACUAUGUUGCCUGCGUUGCGCAGUGCCCUUUCUUGUCCGACUUGUCCGUUCAGUUCAUUUACGGGGAUAUACCAAAUUCCGGGAGAAACCAGGCCAGGUAUCUGAAUGAAUCUCCGAAACAAAGACUGAAACUAGAGAAGCGAGUGAGUGAAAUUUGUCACAGGCAUCUAAGAGUGGUGAAACUGAUAAAUUUCAAUGGACGAGAUGAGCAACAAUUUCAGUUUUUUACCCAAUUGCUUCGAUUGUGCAGAUUCUCAUCAUCAUUGCAGACUAUAUUCAUGAAACACAAAUCGGAUUCUCACAUCACAAUCAUCGAUAUCCCUACUACUGCUGCUGCUCCAAAACAAUCUACCGUCCAAUCCUGAAUUAUUUUGGUGGUUAUCUAAUUAGAGAAGCAUAUUACUAUAUACAGUAUUUUAUUGUUUACUUCUUUUCUACUAGAGGACAAUUUUCAAAUUUCAUAUGUUUCAUCUACUAAUUCACAUUCUUGCAUGUUCAAGAAAAUAAAAGACUUCUUUUUGUUGAACUGUUUUAACUAGUAUUGAAUGUCCACAUGCGGCCUAAGAUAUAGAUCGCAUAAGUGAGCUCUGGGAGAAAUUACAGUCCAACA
This is a messenger RNA of Oldenlandia corymbosa var. corymbosa, 3049 nucleotides long. The record is from the annotation of a GenBank genome assembly. NCBI's taxonomy places the organism in Eukaryota, Viridiplantae, Streptophyta, Magnoliopsida, Gentianales, Rubiaceae.